CACCCCACGCCAAAGUGCACUACCAAAAUUGAACUGUCCCUAGCAAACGGACCCAUCCCAGAACACGAUGAGAUCAGAGUACUGGGUCUCGUUAUUCAUAAACACCGCCGAGUCGACACAACACUGGCCAAACUGCGCAGGGUGGGGGACCAGGUGGGCCGCAUGGUCCGCCGGGUCUCCAAUAAACGCGGGGGGUUACGGUGCAAAGACGCCUUGCGGCUGGCGCACGCAUUCGUAACCAGUCGAGUCUUGUACUCAACUCCUUACCUCCACCUUCGCAAGUUUGAUGUGAACGCCCUCGAGGUGGUUCUCCGCAAAAUUUACAAGCGUGCUCUCGACCUCCCGGUCAACACGUCCAACCAGCGCCUCCUGGGCCUCGGAAUGGUCAACACCUUCACGGAGCUCCGAGAAGCACACUUGAUGAACCACUACACAAGACUCUCAAAGACGCCGUCGGGUCGCCGCCUUCUUGCCCGAUUACACAUACAACAUCCAACACUAACGGAAGAGCGCGUGCGCAUCCCCGAAAUCUGGAGAUGCGCCCUGCACGUGCGCCCUCUUCCGGCCAACAUGACACGAGACGACCAUAGUGGCCGGCGCCUCGCGCGGGCAGAAGCCUUGGCACGUCACUAUGGGAACAAACAUGGAGUAUUCUACGUGGACGCCUCCGGCCCACACCAUGGGGGUUGGUACACGGCCGCAGUCGUCCAUCAAAAGACCGCGGUGAACGGCCUUACGUUCAAAGCACAAGACAUAACACAUGCGGAAGAGGUGGCCAUCGCGCUCGCCGCCGCACAUCAGGACUCGCGGGUGAUCAUCACCGACUCGCAAGGGGCCUGCAGGAACAUCGAAAAGGGCUUUAUACCCUAUUUUGCAUACCGCAUACUUCAAAGCAGCGAUUAUCUCGGGGCCCCCGCGUCCCGCACGAUAAUAUGGACUCCCGCGCACACGGGUCUCGAGGGCAACGAAGCAGCUGACGCCGCUGCCCGCGCGCUUACUCUCCGGGCAUCGCCCUCGCCUCCCCUCGAUGCGGACUCCGAACCCAAUCCGGCUUUUACCUUUAAGGAAAUCACCCAACAUUACCAAUUCGGCCACGCAAUCUUUCCUAAGCCCUGUAAGGGCCUCACGAAGGCGGAGGAGCGUUUUCUCCUUCGCCUCUAUACUAAAACACUGCUGUGCCCGGCAGUCCUAAAACAUUUCGACCCUGCUUGCACAGGGGAGUGUCCACACUGUGGGGAAAAGUCUUCGGACAUUUUCCACAUGGUGUGGGCAUGCCAAACCACCCCGCACCUUCCCCCUAUACCCAACCCUAUCCGGGAGGACUGGGAGGCGGCCCUGCUCGGCUGCUCCGACCUGGCGAGCCAGAAGGCCCUGGUCGUGCGUGCCCAAGCCGCGGCUAUAGCCAAUGGGCUUCUGUAA
This is a messenger RNA of Dermacentor silvarum, 1419 nucleotides long. RefSeq lists its product as uncharacterized. The record is from RefSeq and is a predicted model, not a curated record. The coding region runs from base 163 to 1419 and encodes 418 amino acids. Gene Ontology annotation, molecular function: nucleic acid binding. NCBI's taxonomy places the organism in Eukaryota, Metazoa, Arthropoda, Arachnida, Ixodida, Ixodidae. The transcript has a single exon.